Nanorana parkeri is the source of this 900-nucleotide messenger RNA. RefSeq names its product chymotrypsin-like elastase family member 1. Gene Ontology annotation, biological process: proteolysis. The transcript has 8 exons. The record is from RefSeq and is a predicted model, not a curated record. Bases 1 to 900 code for a protein of 299 amino acids. Lineage: Eukaryota; Metazoa; Chordata; Amphibia; Anura; Dicroglossidae. Gene Ontology annotation, molecular function: serine-type endopeptidase activity.
AUGCUUAGACUGCUAGUGCUUGCCGCUCUUGUCCUUUGUGGACACUGUGCUGACCCCCGAUUCAUUGAGGACACUACAAGAGUUGUAGGAGGUUCAAAUGCUGCUGCAAAUUCCUGGCCCUGGCAGAUCUCUCUGCAGUACCUGUCUGGCAGCAGCUGGUACCACACCUGCGGAGGUUCCCUGAUCCGUGCUAACCGUGUCCUGACUGCUGCUCACUGUGUGGACAGAGUUGUCUCCUUCCGUGUGGCGCUUGGUGAUCACAACCUUAGUGUGAAUGAAGGAACUGAACAGAUCAUCGCUGUGUCCACCAUCAGGAAGCACGCCAGCUGGAACCCUAACAGCGUGGCUGCUGGUUUUGAUAUUGCCAUCCUCCAUCUGGCUUCAAGCGCGAGUCUGAAUAGCUUUGUUCAACUGGCUAGUCUGCCAGCUGAUGGCGCUGUAUUGGCCAACAACUACGACUGCACCAUUACUGGAUGGGGAAGAACCUCCACUGGCGGAUCUCUGCCUUCCAUUCUCCAGCAAGCUCCACUGCCCGUUGUUGCCCACGCAACCUGUUCUACCAGCUCCUACUGGGGCAGCACUGUGAAGACCUCUAUGGUGUGCGCUGGUGGCAAUGGAGUUCAGGCUGGUUGCAAUGGUGAUUCCGGUGGACCUCUGAACUGCGCAGUCAGUGGAGUGUUCCAGGUGCAUGGUAUUGCUAGCUUUGUAUCCUCCCUUGGUUGCAAUGCUUACCUCAAGCCCACUGUGUUUACUAGAGUGUCCGCCUACAUCUCCUGGAUCAACAGCGCUCCGCUGCCCCUCCUGCAGGAGUGGAUGUCGGCCGCAAGCGGGGAAGGAGAUCGGCGAAUGGAUGAAUAUCCAUUCGCUGGUUUCCUUUCCGCUGAAUGGGACCAAAAGUGA